Molecule: messenger RNA, 3534 nt
Organism: Candida dubliniensis CD36
Lineage: Eukaryota; Fungi; Ascomycota; Pichiomycetes; Serinales; Debaryomycetaceae
Gene: PYC2
Product: pyruvate carboxylase 2
Exons: 1
Coding region: 1-3534 (1177 amino acids)
Biological process (GO): pyruvate metabolic process; gluconeogenesis
Cellular component (GO): cytoplasm
Molecular function (GO): ATP binding; metal ion binding; pyruvate carboxylase activity
Source: RefSeq, a predicted model, not a curated record
AUGACAUCUCUUCAAAAGGCAACUAGUCAAGAUGCAAGAAUUAAUCAAAUGAGAAGAGAAUCCACUGUUUUAGGUCCAAUGAAUAAAAUAUUAGUAGCCAAUAGAGGGGAAAUCCCCAUUAGAAUUUUUAGAACUGCUCAUGAAUUAUCUAUGCAAACCGUUGCCAUUUAUUCUCAUGAAGAUAGAUUAUCUAUGCAUCGUUUAAAAGCUGAUGAAUCUUAUGUUAUUGGUAAAAAAGGUCAAUUUUCUCCUGUUGGAGCUUAUUUACAAAUUGAUGAAAUUAUUCAAAUUGCUUUAAAACAUAAUGUUAAUAUGAUUCAUCCCGGUUAUGGUUUCCUUUCAGAAAAUAGUGAAUUUGCUAAAAAAGUUGAAGAAAAUGGAUUAAUUUGGAUUGGUCCAUCUUAUAAAACUAUUGAUUCUGUUGGUGAUAAAGUUAGUGCUAGAACUUUAGCUCUUGAAAAUAAUGUCCCCGUAGUUCCUGGUACUCCUGGUCCUAUUGAAUCAGUUGAUGAAGCAAAAAAAUUUGUUGAAAAAUAUGGAUUACCAGUUAUUAUUAAAGCAGCAUUUGGUGGUGGUGGUAGAGGUAUGAGAGUUGUUCGUGAAGGUGAUGAUAUUGAAGAUGCUUUUAAACGAGCAACUUCAGAAGCUAAAACUGCUUUUGGUAAUGGUACUCGUUUUAUUGAAAGAUUUUUAGAUAAACCAAAACAUAUUGAAGUUCAAUUAUUAGCUGAUAAUUAUGGUAAUGUCAUUCAUUUAUUUGAAAGAGAUUGUUCAGUACAAAGAAGACAUCAAAAAGUUGUUGAAAUUGCUCCAGCGAAAAAUUUACCUAAACUGGUUCGUGAUGCCAUUUUAACUGAUGCCGUUAAAUUAGCUAAAAGUGCCAAUUAUAGAAAUGCCGGUACCGCCGAAUUUUUAGUUGAUGAACAAAAUAGACAUUAUUUUAUUGAAAUUAAUCCAAGAAUUCAAGUUGAACAUACUAUUACUGAAGAAAUCACUGGUGUUGAUAUUGUUGCUGCUCAAAUUCAAAUUGCUGCUGGAGCUUCAUUACAACAAUUGGGAUUAUUACAAGAUAAAAUCACUACUAGAGGUUUUGCUAUUCAAUGUAGAAUUACUACUGAAGAUCCAACUAAAAAUUUCCAACCUGAUACUGGUAAAAUUGAAGUUUAUAGAUCAGCUGGUGGUAAUGGAGUUAGAUUAGAUGGUGGUAAUGGAUUUGUUGGAUCAAUUAUUUCUCCUCAUUAUGAUUCAAUGUUAGUUAAAUGUUCUUGUUCCGGUUCAACUUAUGAAAUUGCUCGAAGAAAAAUGUUGAGAGCUUUAAUUGAAUUUAGAAUUAGAGGUGUUAAAACUAAUAUUCCAUUUUUAUUAGCACUUUUAACUAAUGAAAUAUUUAUUACUGGUGAUUGUUGGACAACUUUUAUCGAUGAUACUCCAUCACUUUUCCAAAUGAUUAGUUCUCAAAAUAGAGCCACGAAAAUGUUAUUAUAUUUGGCUGAUCUUGUUGUUAAUGGAUCAUCAAUUAAAGGUCAAGUGGGGUAUCCUAAAUUAGAUACUGAUGCUAUUAUUCCAGAGAUUCAUGAACCUAAAACUGGUAUUACUAUUGAUGUUGAUCAUACUCCUCCACCUCGUGGUUGGAGACAAGUAUUACUUGAAGAAGGUCCUGAAGUAUUUGCUAAAAAAGUUCGACAAUUUAAUGGUACUUUAAUUACUGAUACUACUUGGAGAGAUGCUCAUCAAUCAUUAUUAGCCACUAGAGUUAGAACCAUUGAUUUAUUAAAUAUUGCUCCCACUACAGCUCAUGCAUUAAAAGGAGCUUUUUCAUUAGAAUGUUGGGGUGGAGCCACUUUUGAUGUUUGUAUGAGAUUUCUUUAUGAAGAUCCAUGGGCUAGAUUAAGAAAAUUAAGAGCUUUAGUACCCAAUAUCCCUUUCCAAAUGCUUUUAAGAGGUGCAAAUGGUGUUGCUUAUUCAUCAUUACCAGAUAAUGCUAUUGAUCAAUUUGUUAAAGAAGCUAAAGACAAUGGAGUGGAUAUUUUCCGAGUAUUUGAUGCAUUAAAUGAUUUAGAUCAAUUAAAAGUGGGGAUGGAUGCUGUUAAAAAAGCUGGUGGAGUAGUGGAAGCUACUGUUUGUUAUUCUGGUGAUAUGAUGAAACCAGGUAAAAAAUAUAAUUUACAAUAUUAUUUAAAUGUUGUUGAUGAAAUUGUUAAAAUGGGUACUCAUUUCUUAGGAAUUAAAGAUAUGGCUGGUACUUUAAAACCAGCAGCUGCUAAAUUAUUAAUUGGAGAAAUUAGAAAUCGUUAUCCUGAUUUACCAAUUCAUGUUCAUACUCAUGAUUCUGCUGGUACUGGUGUUGCAUCAAUGACAGCAAGUGCUAUUGCUGGAGCUGAUGUUGUUGAUGCUGCUUCAAAUUCAAUGUCAGGAUUAACUUCUCAACCUUCAAUUAGUGCCAUUUUAGCUUCAUUAGAAGGAUCUAUUGAAACUGGACUUUCAGAAUCUAUGAUUAGAGAAUUAGAUAAUUAUUGGGCUCAAAUGAGAUUAUUAUAUUCAUGUUUUGAUGCUGAUUUGAAAGGACCUGAUCCUGAAGUUUAUCAACAUGAAAUUCCUGGAGGUCAAUUAACUAAUUUAUUAUUUCAAGCUCAACAAUUAGGUUUAGGUACUAAAUGGGUUCAAACUAAAGAAACUUAUAAAAUUGCUAAUCAAAUAUUAGGUGAUUUAGUUAAAGUCACUCCAACAUCAAAAGUUGUUGGAGAUUUAGCUCAAUUUAUGGUGAGUAAUACUUUAACAGAAGAAGAUGUUAAUAGAUUAGCAUCAGAAUUAGAUUUCCCUGAUUCAGUAUUAGAUUUUUUCCAAGGAUUAAUGGGGACACCAUAUGGAGGAUUUCCUGAACCAUUAAGAACUAAUAUUUUGGGUAAUAAACGUCAAAAAUUAGAUCAAAGACCAGGAUUAACUUUACCACCAGUUGAUUUUACUGCCAUUAAAGAAGAAUUAACAUCACGUUAUGGAACUCAAAUCACUGAAACUGAUAUUGCUUCUUAUGUUAUGUAUCCUAAAGUAUUUGAACAAUUUAGAAAAAUUGUUGAUAAAUAUGGUGAUUUAUCAGUAUUACCAACUAGAUAUUUCCUUAAACCAUGUAAUAUUGGUGAAGAAUUAACCGUUGAUAUUGAACAAGGUAAAACAUUAAUUAUUAAAUUAAUGGCUGUUGGGGAUGUUUCUGAUAAAACUGGUACUAGAGAAGUAUUUUUCGAAUUAAAUGGUGAAAUGAGAUCAGUUUCAGUGGAAGAUAAAACUGUUUCUGUUGAACUGAAAACUAGACCAAAAGCUUCAUUACCAAAUGAAGUUGGUGCACCAAUGGCUGGUGUAGUAAUUGAAAUUAGAGCUCAUAAACAUCAACAAAUUGCUAAAGGUGAUCCAAUUGCCGUAUUAUCAGCUAUGAAAAUGGAAAUGGUUAUUAGUGCUCCUUGUUCUGGAGAAAUUGGUGAUAUUUUGAUUCAUGAAGGUGAUUCAGUUGAUGCUAAUGAUUUAAUCACCAGUAUUCAUUAG